AGCGCCGGGGGAAACCAAAGGAGAGCGCGGGCGAUGGAGCGGAAGUUCAGCCUGGAGCAGCGAACAGAGCGCCUGAUGCAAAGGAGGUGGGAAAGCAGCCCGGCCUCAAGUGCCCCUCGGGAUCCCCAAGCGCCCCUAGGAGGCCCCAGUCUGCUCCCCCGUUCCCUCAGCGUUGUCCUGGGCUCAGAGUGCUCCCCAGACCCCCAAAUGCCGCCCCAGACCUCUAAGCGCCUGCCAAAUCCCUCCUUUGCCCCGGUGAGACCCAGGCACGCCUCGGGGACCCUCAGCUACCCCACCCGAUCCCAGGUGAUGCCCCAGACACACCAUUGUGCCCAUAAGUGCGUCCCGCAGCCCCUCAAACUCCGCCCGAGACCACCAGUGCCACGGGCUCAGUACAGGGUCAGCAUUUCGGGGGUCCUCGCCCCUCCCCAACCUUCUCCUCCCCCCACCAGCCAGGCCCUGCUCAGGCCCGGCCCCCGCGGGCCGGAAGGGGCGAAGGCGCUGCUUGGCUCCGCCCUCUGCAGCUCCACCCUCGAUGACCCCCUCGUCCAAUGGCGCUUGGGGCGGUGCCGAGGGAAGGAGCCAGCGCUGGACACGCCCCUGGUGGGCAGGGCCCUGCUGGGCUCUGCUGCUCCCCGGGGUUCCCUGCAAGGAGUGCUGCCGGGGAGGUCACGUGACCCACCUGAGGCGCCGUGGCCAAUCGGGAGACACUUCUGCAAGCACCAGGGGGCGUCUUCACCCCAGGCUGGCUCCCAGGAACCCUUGUGGCAGGAUCCAUGUUGGAGGCCGCCUGACUCCCGCAAGACCCUCUGGCCAUUGAGGAGUAGCUCUCUGGAUACCCUGCAGGGGGCACUAUACUCACAGUCACGCGACUCCCACCAUGCCCUGCGGCAAAUCAGCAGCAGCUGCUGUGCACCUCUGCACCAGGGGGUGCCGCCUGGGAAGCGAGACUCCCAUGAGCCUUUGCUCCAGGAGCCAUUAUGGGGGUCACAUGACUGCCUCGGGGCUCUGUGGUGUGCCCCAUAUUGGAAGUCACGCGGCUCCCAGGAUGCCCUGGGGCCUGCAAGGGAGGCACUUCCUGAGCCCCUGCCCCAGGGAGGGCCCGGCUUCAGGUCACAUGACCCCCGUGAGGCCCCACAGCCAAUCCGAAACAGUGCACGUGAUGCCCCACAGGAGGCGCCGUGGCAGCAGCCACUGGCCCCGCCAGGCCCUCUUGGGGACCCCCUCCUCUGGAUGCUGCGAUGCCACCGCCGGGCCAUAAGGGGAUGCCUUCGGGCCAUUGAGACCCUCCUGGAAUGCCCUCCUGGGCACCCCCAACCCAUGGUGGGGCCAAUAAAGCAAUGA
This is a messenger RNA of Melospiza melodia melodia, 1344 nucleotides long. RefSeq lists its product as uncharacterized. Lineage: Eukaryota; Metazoa; Chordata; Aves; Passeriformes; Passerellidae. The coding region runs from base 34 to 1344 and encodes 436 amino acids. The record is from RefSeq and is a predicted model, not a curated record. The transcript has 4 exons.